AUGGCCAGUCUUCAGUUCCACGGCAACGUCGAUGCGGACAUCAGGUAUGAUAUUAGCCUGGAUCCGGCUAGGGAAUCGAAUCUCUUCCGUCUGCUAAUGGGACUCCAGUUGGCGAAUGGCACGAAGCCAUCGCCGCGGUUACCCAAAUGGUGGCCAAAGCGGCUGGAAAUGAUUGGUAAAGUGCUGCCCAAAGCCUAUUGUUCCAUGGUGAUUUUCACCUCCCUGCAUUUGGGUGUCCUGUUCACGAAAACCACACUGGAUGUCCUGCCGACGGGGGAGCUGCAGGCCAUAACGGAUGCCCUCACCAUGACCAUAAUAUACUUUUUCACGGGCUACGGCACCAUCUACUGGUGCCUGCGCUCCCGGCGCCUCUUGGCCUACAUGGAGCACAUGAACCGGGAGUAUCGCCAUCAUUCGCUGGCCGGGGUGACCUUUGUGAGUAGCCAUGCGGCCUUUAGGAUGUCCAGAAACUUCACGGUGGUGUGGAUAAUGUCCUGCCUGCUGGGCGUGAUUUCCUGGGGCGUUUCGCCACUGAUGCUGGGCAUCCGGAUGCUGCCGCUCCAAUGUUGGUAUCCCUUCGACGCCCUGGGUCCCGGCACAUAUACGGCGGUCUAUGCUACACAACUUUUCGGUCAGAUCAUGGUGGGCAUGACCUUUGGAUUCGGGGGAUCACUGUUUGUCACCCUGAGCCUGCUACUCCUGGGACAAUUCGAUGUGCUCUACUGCAGCCUGAAGAACCUGGAUGCCCAUACCAAGUUGCUGGGCGGGGAGUCUGUAAAUGGCCUGAGUUCGCUGCAAGAGGAGUUGCUGCUGGGGGACUCGAAGAGGGAAUUAAAUCAGUACGUUUUGCUCCAGGAGCAUCCGACGGAUCUGCUGAGAUUGUCGGCAGGACGAAAAUGUCCUGACCAAGGAAAUGCGUUUCACAACGCCUUGGUGGAAUGCAUUCGCUUGCAUCGCUUCAUUCUGCACUGCUCACAGGAGUUGGAGAAUCUAUUCAGUCCAUAUUGUCUGGUCAAGUCACUGCAGAUCACCUUUCAGCUUUGCCUGCUGGUCUUUGUGGGCGUUUCGGGUACUCGAGAGGUCCUGCGGAUUGUCAACCAGCUACAGUACUUGGGACUGACCAUCUUCGAGCUCCUAAUGUUCACCUAUUGUGGCGAACUCCUCAGUCGGCAUAGUAUUCGAUCUGGCGACGCCUUUUGGAGGGGUGCGUGGUGGAAGCACGCCCAUAAUGUAGUAUGUAGCACGCCAAAGUAACGAUGCAUAAGGUGUGUGAAUGCGAAUGUGAAUGUGAAUGGGUGGGCAUUGCUACGUGUGUAUUUAUAGAGACUCAUUUGUUUCAGUUUUUGCCGCCUACUUUGGGCACCCAUCGCGCUUAGAUGAUUACCUUUUUGUUCGCUUUGUAUU
This is a messenger RNA of Drosophila melanogaster (fruit fly), 1404 nucleotides long. RefSeq names its product odorant receptor 85e (gene Or85e). The annotation marks the transcript as partial. The record is from RefSeq and is marked reviewed. Gene Ontology annotation, cellular component: plasma membrane; membrane. Lineage: Eukaryota; Metazoa; Arthropoda; Insecta; Diptera; Drosophilidae. Gene Ontology annotation, biological process: sensory perception of smell. The transcript has 2 exons. Gene Ontology annotation, molecular function: odorant binding; olfactory receptor activity.